AUGUCUACUGACGGGUUUCCCGCUGGUGGGCGAUUCAACAGCAUUAAGGAGUGGCAGCGGGCUCUUUCCCAGUAUACGGAUGACCUCGGGCAACAACAUCAUAAUCAAGAUGAUCCAUCGAGCGAAUCUGAAGGACAGGCAGAUUCUGAGAUCGCAGAGUCAACUGGAACGAUUGCGCCAGAAGACAAAGUACAGCUCACGAAGACAAUCAAAGAAGGCAUUGAUCGUUGCAAGCAAGCCAUGGAAAACAGCAGUGCCAAGUUGGAACAGGACAUUGAAGAUGCGAACCAAUCUUUUCAUGCCGAGAUUGAUUUGAUGAACGAGUGGCACGAGCGCAUCAAGGCGCAAGACCUCAUCUUGGACAAGAGGAAGGAAGUUCAUGUCCGCUUGCCUACGAAUCAAGUUGUUACUCCGGCUCACAACGCAUUGGUUGACGAAGAUGCCAAGGAGGGUAUUCUGAUUGCGGAGUCAUUCGGGGCUAUCAAGACAGAAAAAGCCAACAUUCGAGCAAAGCUAGCCAACCAAGUUGAGAAGGCCGAGGACGCAUACAGAAGAGACCCCGUUACACUCAGCACGCAAAUCAAAUGCCUCCGCAAUGUCGCAGAGUUGUCAGGUGUCGACCUUGACACGGGUGUUGAUGAGUAUAUCUUUUACGAACCGGUAGCUCCGGUAAUCGGCGUUCAAUCGUCGACUCAAGUUCAAGGUUCUUCAUCCACUCGAUCGAAGCAAAGUAAAACUGCCAACGUACACAAGCGCCAUAAGCCUACAGUGCCAGUCUUCAAUCUACCUGAGAAGGGCUGCUCCAACUGUAGUCGUCUACAAGAGGAACUGUCUACAGCACAUAGAAAGAUUGAUCGAAUUCAGGCUGCUGCUCCAGUACCGGACAUGCGAAAACUUAUCAAACAUGGCGAGCAAAUUCUUUCUGAACUUAUCCAUCAACGCGAUUCAGCAGACGGGGCAGCAGCCAAAGAGCUAGAAGACAAGAAACUAUCCACGGAAGCAGCUCUCGAAGACCUAGCCAACGAACAGGCACGCAUCAAGAAGAUUCACAUUGGCAUUUGUCAUUUUUGGGACCAUGAGAAUCAGGACGCCUGGCAAGAGACGUUUGAUUUGUGUCGCGAGGAGUUGGUCCGCAUCAAGAAGGAGCAACAGGCGCUUGAGAACCAUGACUUCAGAUGUGAUGAGAAAGUAAACAAGCGUCAGUGGAACUCAAGGGAGCUUCUUGUCAAGCAGAUCAAGUUCUACGACUCUUUGCUGAGUCUGGCAAGGAGCCAUGUUAUGAACCGUUGGGGAGAUCUGAUCUUGUCGGAUUCGGACUCAGAGUAG
Molecule: messenger RNA, 1326 nt
Organism: Alternaria alternata
Lineage: Eukaryota; Fungi; Ascomycota; Dothideomycetes; Pleosporales; Pleosporaceae
Exons: 3
Coding region: 1-1326 (441 amino acids)
Source: RefSeq, a predicted model, not a curated record